AACUCUUGCAAAUUUUAGGCCCAGAAAAACUCAGCCAUUUUUUCUUGUAUCUUGUGAAGUUAUCCUCGAAUUCCAAGUAUAUAAGCUGUAUUGCCCUGACAAAAACUUGAGAAAUAUUUAUUUUGAACAAGGAUGAAUCCAUAAAUGUAGUACUAUAGUGAAUCAGACUGUGACGCAAAUAAUCAGUCAAUUUGUCAAUCAUUCAGAGGCUUCUUCGAUGAGGACAGUCAAAUUAACAGGUAAUUGACUAAACUCAUUAUUUAGAGCUUAAUCAAUUGAUGAUUAAUUUGAAUAGAUCAGUGCCCCUAAUUCUGUGUAAUUUUCAACGCAAUGCUCCUCAAUCAACUUGAAAGAACAAAAAAGCGAAAUGAAAGAAGAUCUGGAUGAUUUAAGAUGCUCAGAGAUAGAACCGAGUGAAGUGAUAACUUUUAAAUCUCAGAUUAAAUGUCAAUGUAGCAAAUCUUAGUGUCAGCAGAGUUAUUGCGAGUGUUUUGCAAGAGGCAAGACGUGUGGUAAACACUGUGGCUGUCAAAAUUGCCAGAACAUGUAAAUAAAUAAGAAAUUGGAGAAAAUUUAGAAGCGACUUGUUAAACAAAAGAGAAUCAAAUAAAGGACACCAAGAUACUUAAAAGGGUGUACUUGUGGAAAAUCUAGAUGUCAGAAUAAUUUUUGUAGUUGUCAUCAAGAUGGCAAAUAUUGUAAUUCUGGGUGCAAGUGUGUGGAUUGCAAAAAUGUGUACAAAUUUUGCUUGAAGAUCUUCCCUUAGAUUGAACAUGUGGAAUCGAAUGAGAUAUCCACGAAUACGAAUAACGUAUUAUUUAUAAUUGGAUGUGAAAAUAGUAGUAAUUUUGAGAAUUUGAAUAAAUUGUCAAACAAAAGUGAUAUUUGA
Messenger RNA from Paramecium octaurelia, 889 nucleotides. The record is from the annotation of a GenBank genome assembly. NCBI's taxonomy places the organism in Eukaryota, Ciliophora, Oligohymenophorea, Peniculida, Parameciidae.